CUCUUCAAAUAUACAGAAAAACACAUCUUGUCUGUGUAAUGUCCUUCACGUCCUGUUACGUUCAGUUGGCGAAAGUUGGCUAAAAGUUUUCGCGUGACAGACUUGAUGAAUGAACAUGUAAUAAAGGAUCAAAAUGAACACAGCGUUAAAACACUGGAGGGAGGCCGCGACGGUAAUCCUGACCGCCGGAAUAAGACACACUCAGACCGCAGACUGUCUCAGAGCAGGUCUGGAUAAACUUACUACUGCUUUACCGCAAACAUCUACCUUUGAUUAUAAAGUGCUGCUGCUGAAACGAAGCGGUAAGAGCGGGUUUAUGCCCAACGCCUAUGUGUUUCCCGGGGGGUUGGUGGAUUCGUCCGACUUCUCAAGCGAGUGGCAGGAGAUCUUUAAAUCCUUCAUUAAAGCGCCCAACUACGGCAUAGGAGUCGUGAAACAGCCGCCAGAGACCAGACCACCUAUUUUUGCCACUGACAGAAUUAAACUGGGAUCUCCGAUACCAGGAGACGUUGCUUUUAGGAUAUGUGCGGUGAGAGAGACGUUUGAGGAGUCUGGUGUACUCCUAGUGGUUCCCAAACCCGAGGAAAGCCACACUAAUGUACACACAGGUAAUACAAAUGACGGUGACAGCCAGUCAGCCCUUACCAGGUUAUGCGAACGAUGGGACAGAGACGUACUGACCAAAUGGAGAUCUUUAGUUAUCAGUGACCCUGCCAAUUUUAUAAAGAUGUGCAAGGAGCUGCAGUGUUUGCCCAACAUUUGGGCUCUGCAUGAGUGGGGGAACUGGUUGACUCCCACAGGAGUGUACCCAGGCAAAAACAGGAGAUACGACACUGCUUUUUACAUCUGUUGUUUACAGGAAACUCCACAUACACUUCAAGACGAGAAGGAAAUAGUUCACUUUAAGUGGUCCACUCCCUCUGAAGUGCUGAACCGCUAUAAAUCAAAGGAAAUAUGGAUAGCACCACCCCAGCUUUAUGACCUAGGACGAAUGUGCCGGUUUCCAGCUCUCAAAGAUCUUCAUCGCUUUGCUUGCCAGAGGUCUCUGGAGGGCUGCGAGCAGUGGCUGCCUAUUCACCUGAAGUUUGACAACUUCCAAAUCUCUGUCUUGCCAGGUGAUGAUCUGUACCCAGAGGAAGUGGAUUUGUAUGGAAAGUGUGAUGGGGUGUUGAGAAUAGAGAAGAGUCUUGAAGAUUUCCAGAGGGAAAGUUCAAACCUGCAUCGCAUCAUUUUUCAAGAUCCAUAUACUGUAUCUGUCCACAUGAACAUCAGUCCCAAAUAUAACCAUAUGGCUCCUCUCUUCAGGGAAACUGUGGGUGGCCACUAUAAAAGCAGCAAACUCUGACACUUACCUGUCAUAUGGUGCAAGUGUAAUGGACAUGGAUGCUUGUUUUAAUAUUACAUUCAGAAAGUGAUGUUGCACCUCUUACUUAUUGAACAAUGCCUACUUAUAAGCUUUUCAGACGUGUGCAUCCCUAGUCAUCAUGACAAGCUUCUGCAGAUCAUUUUAACAACUGCAUUAUAUUGGCUAAGUCGGCAUAACCUUAAUCUACUGCAUUGAUGACACACAAUAACUAAAAUUCCGGGAUUACCAGAUCAAAGCUGUGGUUAAAUAUUGUAUUAAAAACUGGAAUGUAUGUUAUGAUUUCUUUAGCAUAUAAAAAAAAUGAAUUCAGAGACAA
Molecule: messenger RNA, 1682 nt
Organism: Misgurnus anguillicaudatus (oriental weatherfish)
Lineage: Eukaryota; Metazoa; Chordata; Actinopteri; Cypriniformes; Cobitidae
Source: RefSeq, a predicted model, not a curated record